AACCAACACAAACAAGACAAAACAUGGCGCGCCCAUCGAUAUCACGACUACAAUUGCUAGCUUCCCAAGCAGCAAGAUGUCACUCGUUCUCAACGACAGCUCGCUGCGCACAGCUCUCUGCCGCCGAUGCUGCUGCACGCCUACUCGAAACAUCUGCCGAUACCGUCUCGGUGCGAAAGCAAUUGAUUGACGGAAACCAACUGCAAAAGCUCGCCUUGACACUCAAUAGACCUACGAUUCAAGAUGUAGACAUUACACAACUGCCUCCACCAGAAGGCACGCCAGUACCGCCGGGCUACCAUCUCGUCUACUUUACACCCAAUGGCCUCGAGUCGGAACUUGGUCCAGACGGCACAGACAAGACGUUUAACGCGCCGGCGCCGUUUUCCAGAAGAAUGUGGGCGGGUGGUAAGAUGAGCUGGCAGAAGGAGAUUGGAGGCCCUGGGCUGCUGCGCGUAGGUGAUGUUGCAGAGGAACGGACGCGACUGAAGAGCGCUAUACCGAAGAAGAGCAAGUCGGGUGCAGAGAUGGUGCUGGUGGAGGUUGAAAAAGAAGUCUGGGGGCCACGGGGGUUGGCCAUGAUUGACCAGCGCUCGUGGAUCUUUCGGCCUGAAGUAGAUGCAAGCGCGGGAGAAAAGAAUACUGAGAAGAAGAUGCGUGGACCGACGUCUAUUGCCGAUAUCCAAGGUCCAGAAUUCAAAGAACGCCAGUUUCGCUGGUCACCCGUAGCCCUCUUCCGCUUCUCAGCCCUUACCUUCAAUGGCCACAAGAUUCACUACAACGAGGACUGGACAGCGUCUGUCGAGGGGCAUCCCGGGCUUGUAGUUCACGGACCGCUUAACCUCAUUAACAUUCUGGAUUACUGGAGAGAUAUGCACGGUGCUGGCAAGUUUCCCAGAAGUGUCGAGUACAGAGCCAUGUCUCCCCUCUAUGCAGGCGACGAAUACCUCAUCAAGACAAAGAGUAUCAACCAAGAGAACAAAACAAAGGCCUUUGAGGUGGUUGCCGAAAAGGGCGAUACUACUUACAACACCACCGACGAAAAUAGUGCCGCGGAUGUCCUCUACUAUUCAAACCGUACAAUUGGGAGACAAAAAACCAACAUGUCCUGUAGGAGACCCGUGGCUCAGCUCUUGAGCUCCCGCCUUGCUGCGCCGUUUUCCAGGCAGGUUCGCGCGCUGAGCUUACACCAAUACCAGUCGCAGAGGCUUCUCCAAGAGGCUGGCGUAUCUGUUCCCCGCGGUCGAGUCGCGUCGACCCCAGAGGAGGUUCGCGCUGCUGUGCAAGAGCUCGGAAAUGAAAGCAUAGUAAACGCGCAGGUACUCCAAUUACGGAGGCAGGGCCGCCAGGGACUCGCCAAAGACCUGCGCGGUGAAAAUGUCGCCGCCCAAAGCCCCCAAGCAGCUGAAGCCCUCGCCGCGAGCAUUCUAAACAACAGCGACGCACCCGACGGCGUCAACAUCCAACAUAUUUAUGUUGCAGAAUCCGCCAAGUACAACGAGCUAUGGUACCUCGGCAUGACGGUCGAUCGUGAAAACUACUGCCCUGCGAUUAUCCUCUCCAAGAAAGGCGGCGGCAAGAAUAUCAAGACAAUCGCCCAAGAGUCUCCCGAGAGCCUCAUGACGUUUCCCUUUGGCCUCACAGCGGGCAUCACCGAUGAAUUAAUGUCAAACAUUACGCAAAAGGCAGGCUUGUCAGCUGCGCAAACAAAGAACCUCAGGGGCGUCCUUACGGCCAUGCACUCCAUCUUCAAGGCCAAGGAUGCUAUGCUGCUCGAGAUUCCGUCACUUGGUGUCACUUCAUCUGGUGCCAUGACGGCCAUUGACUCCAAUUUUACCUUUGACGAUGAUGGUGCCAAGCGCCAAAAGGACCUCUUUGCGCUCCGCGACAAGGACCAAGAGGUAAGCGACGAAGUGGCGGCCGAGAAGUUUGGUCUCGUGUACAUUCGCAUGGACGGCAACAUUGGCAACGUGGUCAACGGUGCUGGUCUCGCAAUGGCCACAAAUGAUGCUGUUAGCAAUGCAGGCGGCAAGAGCGCCAACUUUCUCGACGCUGGCGGCCAGGCCACAAAGGAGACCAUGAUGGAGGCGUUUGGCAUUAUCCUGCGGGAUGAGCGUGUCAAAGCCAUCCUCGUCAACAUCUACGGCGGCAUAACAAGGUGCGACAUGAUUGCCGAGAGCAUCAUUGGCGCAGCAGACAGCAUGGAUAUUCACGUUCCCGUAGUGGUGCGUCUCCAGGGCACGAAUUCGGCCGCCGGCUUGAGGCUUGUCGAGGAGGCCAAUCUGGGACUAUAUGUUGAGGAGGAUUUCGGCAAAGCUGCUGCGCGGGCAGUGCAGCUGGCCAAUGGUGGUAAAUAGAAUGCAUUAGACGUUUUUUUCUCGUCAUGAUUGACUAGCAUAGCUAUAUUAUUAAGUAGUGGUAUCCAAUAGUAGCAUUACAAAUUAAAACUAAAUGUCCUCCAACCCUACCGUCUAGUUGGACACGCCAAAGUGCUUGUUGAGCCAGUGGAUGCACAUGUCCUCAGCAGCAGCAGCCUGCUUGGCGACGUCCUGGUACUUCAUAUCGGCACGAACGGCAAAUCCGUGGCCAGUACCCUUAAUAAUCUCAACCUCACCCGCUGCAUCGCCAUCCUUUGCGUCUAUAAUGCUCUUGAGGCGGAUGGCCUGCUCGGGCGAGAUCUGUUGGUCAGUUUCGGCAAGGGCAAAGCUGACGGGACGGACAACCUUCUCAAUAUCUCCAGGGAUCGCAAGCAUGCUAGGGUGUGCAGUAAAGCCGGCAUCGAGAAGAGGCUUGCCAUCGGGGCCCUUUUCGCCCUGCGCGAGAAGCACAACAUGCUUGCCGCCCCAGCAGUAUCCAGUUGCGCCAAUGGGCAGCGCCUUGGCUUCGUUUUCACGGAGCGCGGUAAAGAACUUGACUACGCGGGGGUAGCUUGCGCCGGGCCGGUUGACGAAUAGGAAUGGGAUGAUGCCGGAUGCGACGGAGAAGCCGUGGUAG
Messenger RNA from [Torrubiella] hemipterigena, 2994 nucleotides. The record is from the annotation of a GenBank genome assembly. Lineage: Eukaryota; Fungi; Ascomycota; Sordariomycetes; Hypocreales; Clavicipitaceae.